Chelmon rostratus (copperband butterflyfish) is the source of this 2173-nucleotide messenger RNA. Its product is annotated as adenylate kinase 7-like. Gene Ontology annotation, cellular component: cytoplasm. Bases 1 to 2088 code for a protein of 695 amino acids. NCBI's taxonomy places the organism in Eukaryota, Metazoa, Chordata, Actinopteri, Chaetodontiformes, Chaetodontidae. The transcript is spliced from 18 exons. Gene Ontology annotation, molecular function: AMP kinase activity; ATP binding. Gene Ontology annotation, biological process: nucleobase-containing compound metabolic process. The record is from RefSeq and is a predicted model, not a curated record.
AUGGGGGACGUAAAGCAACAGAUUCGUCCGAAACGUCUUUUUAUCAACGACGUCGACAGGUAUUCCUCCAAACACAUCGCAAAGUUUUUAUCGACACGCGUUGCCGGAGAGAGCUCUGAGGAAGCCGACGCAGCGGAGAUGUUGGCCUCCCCUCGAGGUGAACCUGCUUUUCAAAUAGUGGCAACUGUGUCAGCGUCCGCCAAAGAUGACAAAGACAGCUUUCUGCUUGAAGAGUAUAGGUCACCGACUCGAGAUGAGCUUCUUCAGCACCUGCUGCAGUGUGAUGUUGUGGUAUACAACAUCUCAGAAAGUGCCACACAACAGCAGGUUGAAGAGGCAACAUGGGCAAUCACAGCCCUUCAUGCUGAAAUGGAGAACUUCAAGUCUCGGAUAAUGUUCAUCUUAGUCUCAACCGUGAUGACCUGGGCCAUGACCAAGCCACAGAAUCCAGAUGAAGCGGAUGUUGUGCUAACAGAGGAGGAGUUCAGAAAAAGAAGGCCGCACCCCAAUUUCAAGAACCACAAUAAUCUGGAGAAACUUGUGCUCAAACUGGGUAGAGGUAAGAAGUCCAAACUUACUGGCUAUGUUGUAGCUUGUGGUCUUCAGUACGGAAGAGGAGAGAACCUUUUUCACUACUUUUUCAAGGUGUCUUGGUUAUUGCAGUUUCCAAAGGUUCCUCUCUUUGGACAGGGCACAAAUUCCAUCCCCAUGAUUCACGUUUAUGACCUUGGAGGAGUGCUCCAAAACAUCAUCGAACUUAAGCCAAAGUCAAAAUACAUUCUAGCUGUCGAUGACUCCAAGAACACUUUAGAAGAUAUUGUAAAGAUGAUAAGCAAUACACUUGGGCAAGGAAAAGUGAACAAAGUGUCAGAGCAGGAGGCCAUCGCCAUGAAGGCUUUUACGCCACAGGAAUUGGAGUACCUAAAUAUCAACCUCCGCCUGGAUGCUUUAAUCAUCAAAGACUCCUUCAGUCUCCGCUGGACAUCUGAAGCUGGGAUGGUUGAAAACAUGGAGAGCAUUGUGGAGGAAUACAAAGACACCAGGCAGCUACUUCCAAUCAGAAUCUGCCUAGUUGGACCUCCAGCCGUGGGCAAAACCACAGUUGCUGAGAAGCUCUGCAGUCAUUACCAGAUACACCACAUCAAGAUCAAAGAGGUCAUUGAGGAAAAGCUCACACACCUGAAGGAGAUGGUGAAUGGAGCUGAUCCUGAAUAUGUCAGUGAAGAGGAAGUGGCUGCUGCACAGAAACAACUGGAAAGCAUUAACAAGAGCAUAGAAGUGAAUGCAGGUCGACUAGCCGACCAUCUGCUGUUUGACAUUUUGCAAGAAAAGCUGAAUUCAAAGCCAUGUGGGAACCAAGGAUUUGUCCUCGAUGGCUUCCCAAAGAGUUAUGAGCAAGCAAAGAUGAUAUUCUCUGAUGAGGACACAGAGAUGUCCAACAGACCUGUGCACAACAAGAAGAUCACUCCAGAGCAUGUUUUUGCCCUAAAUGCACCAGAUGAUUUUCUGAUAAAGAGAGCACAGGGGCUCCCACAGAGUGUGGCGGAGAAAAUGCGCUACACCCACGAGGAAUUUGUUUCUCGCCUGACGAGAUACAGACAGCGCGGUACCGCUGAGGAAACCAUGCUGGACUACUUCGAUGAGCUUGAGAUUCACCCAGAACACAUCGAGGUCGCUGCAGGUGAUUCAGUGUUCACAGAUGUUAUGAAGAAGAUCACUGAGAUGGUGGGGCUUCCCAAAAACUAUGGCCUGAGUCCAGAGGAGCAGGAGGAGGAGGCCAGAGAGAAAGAAGAAGAGAGGAAGAGGAAAGUGGCGGCAGAGGCUGCUGAGAGGAAACGCAGGAACGAAGCUGCACUGGCUGAGAUGGUCGCUCAGUAUGAGGAGUGGCAGAAGAAUUUGUCCGAGCUGAACAGACAGGAGCGCGAGCUGCUGGAAGCUCGGUCUCUUCCUCUGAGGAACUACCUGAUGAAGUACGUGAUGCCUUCGCUCACUGAGGCCAUGUUAGACUGCUGCAAGAUCAAACCGGAGGACCCCGUCGACUUCCUGGCUGAGCAUCUACUACGGAACAACCAGCAAGAAAAACAAUGAGGAAAUAUCCCGAUGCAUGUUAUUAAUUUACUGCGUUUGAGGCUGUGUUUGUUCUACAGUAAUCAACAUAAUGAGAAGAUGAUUG